Manihot esculenta (cassava) is the source of this 3224-nucleotide messenger RNA. RefSeq names its product chaperone protein ClpD, chloroplastic. Gene Ontology annotation, cellular component: cytoplasm. The transcript is spliced from 12 exons. The record is from RefSeq and is a predicted model, not a curated record. Gene Ontology annotation, molecular function: ATP binding; ATP hydrolysis activity. NCBI's taxonomy places the organism in Eukaryota, Viridiplantae, Streptophyta, Magnoliopsida, Malpighiales, Euphorbiaceae. The coding region runs from base 203 to 3070 and encodes 955 amino acids. Gene Ontology annotation, biological process: cellular response to heat.
CAUGUGAAAACUCAUUGGGUGGUGGCUUGACGUGUUAACCAACCCUUCCGUCUCUUUUUCACCUCUUCUACUCAAUUCCUUCCUUCUCUCUCUCUUGUACUCUUCUUCUUUCUUCUUCCUGAUUUUUUCUGAUACCCCAAAAGCUCCAAUUUUUAUAAUCAAACAUACCUGCUAAUCAAUCAUUGAAACCUAAACCAGAAAGAUGGAAGUUUUAUCUUCAUCACCUUUAUCAGUUCAUUCGAGAUGGGAUUUGGGUCCGCUUCAACCGUCCCGUUCACAGAGACUUGAUCCUCUUUUAACGUUUAGUUCUUCUAACAACAGCACAAUCUCUUCUUCUUUAUCUUUUUGUUCUGGCAUUUCCAUCUCACACAGGCACCGUCCGCAUAAUCCCCUUUCUUUUAAAUGCUCUCGUUCGCGUAGAAAACGUAGAAUUCUUCCUAUUUCUGCAGUUUUUGAGAGAUUUACGGAGCGAGCAAUAAAGGUGGUGAUCUUUUCUCAGAGAGAAGCCAGAGCCUUGGGUAAAGACAUGGUGUUUACCCAGCAUCUCUUGCUGGGUUUAAUUGGGGAGGAUCGUGAUCCAAAUGGGUUACUUGGUUCUGGGCUUAAGAUUGAUAAAGCCCGUGAAGUUGUUCGAGAUAUAUGGAGCAGUGAUGCCGAUGAUGAUGACGCUAAUGCUUCGGUUUCUAGUACACAGAGAGAUGGAGGGGCCGGUGCUACUUCUUCUACAGAUGUGCCAUUUUCAAUUAGCACGAAGCGAGUAUUUGAGGCUGCCGUUGAGUAUUCGAGGACAAUGGGGCAUAAUUUCAUCUCACCCGAGCAUAUAGCCGUUGGGUUAUUCACUGUUGAUGAUGGGAGCGCCACCCGUGUCCUCAAGAGACUGGGGGCAAAUGUAGAUUACUUGGCAGCUGAAGCAGUCACCAGACUUCAGGGUGAGCUUGCUAAAGAUGGAAGAGAAUUAUCUGUGGGAUCCAAACGAUCCCGUGAGAAAUCCUUUUAUAAGAAAGCUGCUGCAUCGAGAUCCUCUGAGAAAACAAGAGAGAAAAGUGCUCUGGAUCAAUUCUGUUUGGAUCUUACUGCUCGUGCCAGUGAAGGACUCCUUGACCCUGUUAUUGGGCGAGAGACUGAAAUUGAAAGAAUUAUUGAGAUACUUUGCCGCAGAACCAAAAACAAUCCGAUUCUUCUUGGUGAAAGUGGCGUUGGAAAAACAGCCAUUGCUGAAGGACUAGCAAUUAGUAUUGCACAGGCCAAUGUUCCUGUUUUCCUCUUAGCAAAACGUGUAAUGUCUUUGGAUAUGGGACUACUAAUUGCUGGUGCAAAGGAAAGGGGAGAAUUAGAGGCACGUGUUACUGCAUUAAUAAGAGAGAUACUGAAAGAAGGUAAUAUCAUCCUUUUUAUUGAUGAAGUCCAUACACUUGUUGGUACUGGCACAGUUGGACGGGGAAACAAGGGAUCUGGACUUGACAUAGCUAAUUUACUGAAGCCUUCUCUUGGGAGGGGUGAAUUACAGUGCAUUGCAUCCACUACGAUAGAUGAAUACAGGAUGCAUUUUGAAAGUGAUAAAGCAUUAGCUCGGAGAUUCCAGCCUGUGUCAAUAAAUGAGCCAAACCAGGAGGAUGCUGUUAAAAUACUGAUGGGUCUUCGUCAGAAAUAUGAGGCCCAUCACAACUGCAUUUUCACACCUGAAGCCAUAUAUGCUGCUGUCCAUCUGUCAGCAAGAUAUAUUGCUGAUAGAUAUCUUCCAGAUAAAGCUAUUGAUCUUCUUGAUGAGGCAGGAAGCAGAGCUCAUAUUGAUGCUUAUAGGAAGAAAAAAGAGCAACAAACCUGUAUCCUUUCAAAGUCACCAGAUGACUAUUGGCAAGAAAUUAGAACUGUUCAGGCCAUGCAUGAAGUGGUUCUGGCAAGCAAGAUAAAAGAUUACGACAUUGCUUCCAGCACAAAGGACUCGGGUGAAAUCAUUUUGGAGGCCCCUGUGCCUGUCACAUCAGAUGCUGAUGAGCCAACAAUAGUGGGUCCUGAUGAUAUUGCUGCAGUGGCUUCACUUUGGUCGGGAAUCCCAGUUCAGCAGCUAACUGCUGAUGAAAGAAUGUUUCUGUUAAGUCUAGAUGAUCAGCUCAGAGAACGUGUCAUUGGUCAAGAUGAGGCCGUUGCUGCAAUAUCACGAGCAGUUAAACGGUCUCGAGUUGGCUUGAAGGAUCCUGAUAGGCCCAUAGCAGCAAUGAUGUUUUGUGGUCCCACUGGGGUUGGUAAGACUGAACUAGCAAAAGCUUUGGCAGCAUGCUAUUUCGGUUCGGAGUCUGCUAUGCUGAGAUUGGACAUGAGUGAAUAUAUGGAACGGCACACUGUGAGCAAAUUAAUAGGAUCACCACCAGGUUAUGUUGGCUAUGGUGAAGGAGGCACUCUAACAGAAGCUAUUAGAAGACAACCUUUCUCGCUGGUUUUACUGGAUGAAAUAGAGAAAGCUCAUCCUGAUGUAUUCAAUAUCCUCCUCCAGUUGUUUGAAGAUGGCCACCUUACAGACUCUCAGGGAAGGAGAGUAUCAUUUAAAAAUGCAUUGGUUGUAAUGACAUCAAAUGUGGGCUCUACUGCCAUUGCAAAGGGGGGACGCACCUCAAUCGGUUUUUUGAUUGCCGCCGAUGAGUCAACUUCAUAUGCUGGAAUAAAAGCAUUGGUUAUGGAAGAACUCAAAGCAUAUUUUCGUCCUGAGUUGCUCAACAGGAUAGAUGAAGUAGUGGUAUUCCAUCCCCUUGAGAAGGCUCAGAUUCUCAAGAUUUCAAAUCUGAUGCUGCAAGAGGUGAAAGAAAGGCUAAUUUCUCUUGGGAUUGGCUUGGAGGUAUCUGAAUCUGUCAAGGAACUCGUAUGCCAACAAGGCUAUGAUAAGAUUUAUGGUGCUCGACCUCUUAGGAGAGCAGUUACUCGAAUAAUUGAAAAUCCCAUAAGUGAAGCAUUACUUGCUGGAGGAUUUAAACCUGGUGAUACUGCAAUGGUUGAUCUGGAUGCUUCAGGAAACACAGUAGUUAUAAAUCAAUCAGAUCAGAGUAUCCACGUAUCUGAUACGACAACAGUCUUGUAACCUGGUAUAUAAUUUUCAGCGUUUAUAAUGUAAUCUUAUACUUGUAAAUAAUAUGUAAUUUUUGUCUUGUAACUGCAAGCAAUUGAUUGAUUCAAGUGUAAAUAGAUGUAUGGCAAUUAUUUUUGAAACACUAUACCAUAUAAAUCUAGUUUUA